This is a messenger RNA of Daphnia magna, 2407 nucleotides long. RefSeq lists its product as uncharacterized. The transcript is spliced from 2 exons. The record is from RefSeq and is a predicted model, not a curated record. NCBI's taxonomy places the organism in Eukaryota, Metazoa, Arthropoda, Branchiopoda, Diplostraca, Daphniidae. Bases 1404 to 1733 code for a protein of 109 amino acids.
ACACUCAAGCAUCAUGUAAAACCUGGUACAAAGAAAGACUCUUUUUACCUUUGCGACAAUGGAAUGGUUGUCAAAAUAAUGAGUUUCUCCAACACUCGAGUAUCAUUCAAGCCAUUCAUGUUACAAGGCAAUAAUUUUUCAUGAAGUCCAAAAACCUAGACAUCAGCAAAUCGAGUGGUAUGGAAUCGCAAGAGAAAUGUGUUCACAUAGACGAUUUGCAGUUGGUGUCUAAAUGCUGGGUGAUUCCCACUACCCGAGGCUGCUGUAUCGUUCCAUUGCUGCACCACAUAUGACGACAAAGUAUGUAACAGUAUUUUGCAAUUGCGCAAAGAUUUGGAUAUUAACACUAUUCCCAAAAUUUGAUUUUUUCAGAUGGGUUACCGGGAUAGUACCAUUAUAAGCUUGAAUAAAUAUAUUAUUUGUCUUGGAAUUUCAGUCUUGGUGAAUGUAGAUAAAAUAAGUGUUGGUUUUAGAUUGGUAGUCUGGUGGGGUCUGAAAUAAGAAUUGCUUUAUAACAAUAAAAAAUAAAGUAACAUGCAUUUUGAGCUUUAAUCAAAAUAAUUAAAUCACUUGGAAGUUAAGAUUUUAGAAGUUAUGAAGAAAGUAUAGGAAAACAGGUGAACUACGGUAAAACGAAUUAUUUAAUUCCUUAUUUAAAAAAAUUUGCAACAUCUGAAUUUGCAGACUACAAUAUCUCUAAAUUGGGCUAUCUAGCGCAUAUUGUUACUAUACACAUUUCCCAAUACGCCGGCAAGAAUGAGUGGUGCUGAUUCUGGAAAACCAAACUUGGUUUGAAAUAGAUCUCCUCGUAAAAGGGGUAAUUUGAAUUAUGCAGAGCUUUCGUCAGAGCAGAUUCCUUUAAAAAGCAAAAAAUCAACCCAACGACUGUUGUCCAACCACCAAACAUUCCUAAAGGUAUGUUAUUGUUUAACAGAGAAUGUGUGUGGUUGUAAUAUGAUUUUUUUCCUCUUCGUUUCUGGUAGGUUGACUGGUAAAACAAAUAAAGCUAGUGGUACAGCAAGCCAGUCUUCUAGUGCCAGAAUUGGAAAUAGUACAACGAAAGGUAUAGACCUUGAUAUAAUUGUUUACACAACUCACUAUAACAUUUUACAUAUGUUGUAUUACUUUCAGUUGGGCCUACUACUCAGACUAAAUCCCAAAGUAAUAAAGGGAAAAAUCUGUCAAAAACGCUGGCUGCUGUUCCCACAAUCAAUGGUGUGUGUGUGAAAUAAGUGAUCUAUGAAACUGUAUUGAAAAUAUUUUUUUUAUUAGAAAAAAUCGCUGAGAACCCUGAAUGUUCAACAUCGUCAAAGCCGAAUGCUGAAAAUCGUCAAUCGUCUUCCGAAUCGGACAGUGACAGAGAAAGUGACGGGAAAAGCAUUUCUUCACCAGCCUUUAGCCCUAUGUCGAAAUUACAAGAACAUGAAGAAGUUGAAGACAAAGAUAGUGAAGAAAAACAAAGUGAAGACGAUGAUUUGGAAAGCAAUGGCAAUGAAAACCCAAUAGAUAAUGAAAUAAUUGAAACAGGGGAUUCAACCAAGGAAUUGGUUGUGUAUGCAGCUGAAUCAGGAGAGCAAGUUGAUAUGGACAAUCUCUUCGUGCUUGAACGAGUAGAACCCGCCGAAGGAGUAAUUAGCAAAACCAUUGCCCUUGUUGACGUAGCGAAAACUUUAAUUGCUAUGAAUCUGCAAAUGGAAGAGCUUACUAAUAUGGUUUUAAACUUAAAUACGUAAUAGCCUAAUUUAAAAUGAUCUAUUAAUUCAUUCGUAUUGAAUAUCUAUUUUUUAGGCAUCAUUCGGAGUCGGCUAGAGGGCAAGGGAUUUGAUCUAACCGACGAGACUAUUCUCAAGGAAAUGGGAGCUGCCGUUUUCACCAGUGCAGCUGAUGAAGAAGGCGACGUUGAGAAAAGGAAAAAAUUGACGGCGAUAAAAAGAGCUGCUGUGGAGAAAUAUAUGGAGGAGCAACAUCAAAGUGAUGAACAAGUUGACUAAUUAGUGAAAAAGUUUUGAUCGCCUGACCAAUACACCUUUCUUGAUGCAAAUUUGUCUCUGGUAAUUGAGGUUUACUUCCUAACUUGGCCUACCAAUUUUAGAAUAAUAUUGGCUUCAUCUUGACCCUGAUGUGCUUUAAUCUUGGUGGAACAUUGGCUCCAUCUCGGGCCUAAUGUGCUAUAAUCCCGGUAGAAUAUUGGCUUCAUCUCGGGCAUGAUGUGCUUUAAUCUUGGUAGAAUAUUGGCACCACUUUGGGCCUGAUGUGCUUUAAUCUUGGUGGAACAUUGGCUUCAUCUUGGGCAUGAUUUGCUUUAAUCUCGGUACAACGGUGCCUUCAUCUAGGGCCUGAUGUGCUUUAACAUUGGCUCCAUUUUGAGCCUGAUGUGCUAGAGUGCUACAAUCUCGGUAAAAUAUUG